Molecule: messenger RNA, 252 nt
Organism: Rangifer tarandus platyrhynchus (Svalbard reindeer)
Lineage: Eukaryota; Metazoa; Chordata; Mammalia; Artiodactyla; Cervidae
Source: the annotation of a GenBank genome assembly
AUGAUAUGGAAUCUUCUGUCUCUCUAUCAGAUUACUAAGAGGACCAUAAGUACUGCUUUACACAGGCAGUUUGAAAAUAAGUUUCCAGCAAAACAAAAGCUGUUUCAGGAGGAUGAUGGAAUUCCAGUGCAUCUGAAGGGUAGGGUAGCUGAUGCCCUCCUGUAUAGAGCCACCGUGAUUCUUACAGUUGGUGGGACAGCACAUGCCAUAUAUCAGCUGGCUGUGCCUUCAUUUCCCAAUAAGCAGGAUUGA